Messenger RNA from Fusarium verticillioides 7600, 2423 nucleotides. RefSeq names its product COP9 signalosome complex subunit 5. Gene Ontology annotation, cellular component: COP9 signalosome; cytoplasm. Gene Ontology annotation, molecular function: deNEDDylase activity; protein binding; metallopeptidase activity. NCBI's taxonomy places the organism in Eukaryota, Fungi, Ascomycota, Sordariomycetes, Hypocreales, Nectriaceae. The coding region runs from base 935 to 1951 and encodes 338 amino acids. The transcript has 2 exons. The record is from RefSeq and is a predicted model, not a curated record. Gene Ontology annotation, biological process: protein deneddylation.
UUGCACGUCCCUUGCGAGAGUCGCUCAGGAAGGCCUACUGUGACAGAUCAUAUCAAGUGGAUGAAUACCAAUUCCAACUCUACCGUGCCCUGGGUUAGCUCUCGUUGCUUUUUAGGUUUUUGAGGCUUUUGUGAGCUUUGCUGCCUGGCGCAGUGUAAUUUUAUCUUGGAAAAUAUACUUUUUAUGUGCACAUAUAACCACCAAGCGCCUCUCAGCUUUGUUGGCUCCCUUUUCUCCUUCACUCACAUCUGAGCGGGCAGUUAUUUAUCAAAAGUUACCACUGAACAGUCGCGCCAAUGAUGAACCCUUAGAAUGCAUUCAGCAGGAUGCCACCAAAGUCUACAAAACUGCUCGCGCUUAAAUGGGUACUGAGGUCCGCAUUUGGCUGUUUCUUUUUGUUUGUUGUUACAAGUAUGCAUGCGAGCAAGUGGCUAGUAUGUAUUUUCAUAGGAUUCCAAGGUCGCAACGAAAAACGAGUCAGGCAACGAUAAAUCUCAAGUGAACCAGCAUUCUAUGUGCUCAUAAUUUCUUCAGGGUUUCUUUUCUCUUGACCUUUGCUUUUCUUUUUCUUAAUUUACAUGCUUGGUCUAUUUUUACCAUUUAUAUGAGAUGGCUGCAUAUCUCUCUUGCCUCCAUAAGAAAGAUGAGGAGAGGCACAUGUACUAAAAAGCAACACCAAAACGAUAGCAAUGAAGCACAGCAGAGUAAAAGUUUAGAGAUAUAUCAUUUAACCUGUUCACUAAGUAGAGUUUAAAAUAAAAUGGAAUAUUCAAGAUCGACUCCAGGGCUCCUCCGUGGAUAUCAGUGUACGGAGGUACCUUUACGGAGCUCUUAUCGAUAAGACGCGGGGCACCCUGUCUGCCUGGAACCAACGUCAACUUGCUGUGUCUCACACUCUACCUUCGCACCUUAUCAAACAUUCGGAGUCUUCACGAUGGAGGCAUCUGCUUUGAAGGCUUGGGAGUUGGACAACAAUGUCCAGCUAGUCGAUCCCAAACGCGACGCUCUCUACAACUUCGACGCCGAUGCUCAGAAGGUCAUAAACAACGAGAAGGCAUGGAAGCAAACACCAGACUAUUUCAAGCAUGUGCGAAUAAGCGCUACUGCUCUUAUAAAGAUGACCAUGCACGCGCGAUCUGGCGGCAACCUUGAGGUCAUGGGCUUGAUGCAAGGCUACACCCACCAGGACACAUUUAUCGUCACCGACGCAUUCCGACUGCCUGUUGAAGGAACAGAGACUCGUGUCAACGCCCAAGGCGAAGCGAACGAAUAUCUUGUCGAGUAUCUUGAUCUAUGUCGAGCGCAGGGCCGACAGGAGAACGUGGUGGGCUGGUACCACAGCCACCCAGGCUACGGAUGCUGGCUGAGCGGUAUCGAUGUCGAUACAGAGGCCAUGCAGCAGAAAUGGCAGGAUCCUUUCCUUGCCGUCGUUAUCGACCCCGAUCGCACUAUCAACUCAGGCAAGGUCGACAUUGGCGCUUUCAGAACCUACCCGGAGGACCACCAGGCUGGCACAGUCACCUCUGAUGGCUUCCAGGCAGUGCCGCUCGCCAAGGCUGCCGAGUUUGGUGCUCAUGCAGGCCGCUACUACAGUCUCGAAGUGUCCCAUUUCAAGAGCUCUCUCGACUCGCAUCUCCUUGAGCUCCUCUGGCACAAGUACUGGGUACAGACUCUUAGCCAGAACCCACUGAUCACGAACCGCGACUAUGGCAACAAGCAGAUGCUCGAUUUGAGCUCUAAGAUCAAGGACGCGAUGACAGGCAUCACGAGAAGCCGAAAUGGACAAGGCAUGAUGGGUACGAGCCAUAAGGGCUCCGACAAGGCCAUGGACAAGCUGGCAAAGGAAGCCAGCCUCAUUGCAUCUAAGGAGAGGUCUGGUCUGGUUGCUAAUCAGGUCAAGGCUAGCGUUUUCAACGACCUUGGGUUAAAGGCUGAAGAACCAACAUCGUGAAAAGGAAUGACACUGGGAUUAUGGGAAUGCAUGUAGCAUAACGAAACGGCAUAGAUGGCGUUCAGAGGUGAAAUCGGCAAUCUUUACUUUUAUCUGCGCUUAGGAUCUUAAAGUGCAUUCUUCCUCCGUAUUGCAUCAGUAUGGGAAGCUAGGUGUUUAGUCUUCAAGUGUCCUGAAGAAGGGUUUUUCGACGGCAUAACUACUUCCUAGAGUUCAGUAGGUUGCAAUACGGUGCCCAGUCAAUAGCCUCCCCAAUUGAUGACUCACUAUUCAACAAAUUUCGCUUUAUCCAGAAACAGAUCUGGGCAAGCAAGCAAUGUGGAUAAAAUAAGUGGGUGGAGGAUUGCCUACCUUAUGGAUAAGCGUAAACUCGACGACACAAAGAGCUAAGCUAUUGGUUAUAUUCUUAUUGAUCAGAAUGUGUGACGUUAUUGAUCGCAGGAAAUCCUUUCAUUGGAUUGGGUUAGGAAGU